AUGGCCACCUCGGAAGUCUUAAACGAGAUUUUGGCCUUAAAGUCCAUCUUUUGUAACCCUGGGGAGUUUUAUUUGAUAAAUCCGUCCUCGUUAGACGAUAUUGAAGAAACUCAAGGACCGAUUUCUUUCAAGAUUGUUGUAAAAUGCCACCCAGAGCAAGAUCUGACCACGGUCGCGAACACUUCAGAAAACGAUAUUGCCAGAUCCAGUUUUUCUGUAGAAAUGACUGUUUCAUUACAGCCAGAUUAUCCUGGAACGUUACCUGAUAUAUCACUUUCAUGCAUGGGAAUGACUAAGAAAAGUUUAUCAUCUUUAAAAACUAAUUUAAUCGAGUAUGCGACAAGUCUUCUCAUAACUAGCUCAGAGGCAAUUAUGAUGGAUUUGACAAUCUGGCUACAAGAAAAUGCAAGGUCAUUUUUAGACAAACGGGAACUUAACAGUAACAGAAAAAUGCCUACCCCGAGUAAGUCCAUUCUUUUACUUAAGCUGGACCACAUGCGGAAUAAAAGCCGAUAUACCAGAACGAUAGCUCGUUGGGUGGACAAGCUAAAGUUGUCUGGAAGAAUAUUCUUUGCUGGCCAUUUGAUAUUUCUCUUGUUAACGGGGGCGGCCGAGAGCGUCAAGGAAUACUUGCGAAGACACAAAACUUGCAAUGUGGACGUUGAUUCAUCGGGAAAGCCGUGUAAAGAAAAAAUGAUGAAUAUUCUGAUGCAUGAACAAGAUUUAAUUAAUUUGAGGUAUGAAAUCAACACAUACACAGGUUAAUUUUACCUGCAUAAAUAAAAUAGAGGUAAUGUAUGGACAGUCACUCGUAAGCAAUUAAAGUUGAGCAAGGUUACGCAAGGCCAACUUCAGUGUUGAACAAGUUCUCUUUUUUCUACGUCACAAAAUUCAGGGAAAAUCUUGGGUUUUUUAGCAAAGUAAGGGAAACAUCAGCAAAUUUUAUCUUCACAGUUUCCUUACAACGUAAAAUGCAAAAAGAAACCAAUUCAUGUGGAAAACAUUAAUUAAUCAAUUUGAUACAACUCCAAAUCCCAUAAAAAGGACAAAUCCCAAAGGUUAGCAUUAAAUAACCAAGAAUAUUAAUGGCCUGUAAAUGGGGCAAAAAAACAACAACAACAAUGUUCAACAAAGAGAAAUUCAGGCAGUGUAGCUACUGUAUAGCGAGAAACUGAAUGUUGGCCACUCUAAGGAGAAAAAGGUUAAAGAAGUUGAAGAAAUGUAAAGUGUAAAGUUCACUGAACAUCAGCAUUUGGGUAUAUGGAACUCACUUCAAUGCUUCGCUUACGUGAUCACCAAACAAUAGAAAGUCCCAGUGCACAAUUCCCAAUGCCCAAAGCAACCUUCAUUGUAUCAGCUAUAACAAUUUAUUACAUUCUUCUUUCUUUUUCAGCAUUUGUGACUUUUGUGAAGUUGAGUGUAAAUCUCCCUCAGAGCUUGAGGUCAAAUUUGCAGAGAUGGAACUUGAACAUUUAUUCAAAGAACAUAUACAGCCACUGCUAUAG
This is a messenger RNA of Porites evermanni, 1505 nucleotides long. The record is from the annotation of a GenBank genome assembly. NCBI's taxonomy places the organism in Eukaryota, Metazoa, Cnidaria, Anthozoa, Scleractinia, Poritidae.